Priapulus caudatus is the source of this 582-nucleotide messenger RNA. RefSeq lists its product as uncharacterized. NCBI's taxonomy places the organism in Eukaryota, Metazoa, Priapulida, Priapulimorpha, Priapulimorphida, Priapulidae. Gene Ontology annotation, biological process: DNA integration. The coding region runs from base 1 to 582 and encodes 193 amino acids. The transcript has a single exon. The record is from RefSeq and is a predicted model, not a curated record. Gene Ontology annotation, molecular function: nucleic acid binding.
AUGACAACACUACCUUGCGGACCAUGGAAAGAAGUGGCAGUAGAUUUUGCCGGUCCAUUUCCGAUGGGAGAAUACUUGCUAGUAGUGGUAGAUGAGUAUAGUAGGUUUCCAGAGAUAGAGCUGGUGACAAGUACAUCUUCGAAGGCCACAAUUCCUAAACUAGAUAGCAUAUUUGCCAGGCAAGGUAUACCAGGUACAGUGAAAACCGACAACGGACCACCGUUUAAUGGUGCAGAAUUCUCAUCGUUUGCAGAAGAGUUGGGAUUUCAUCAUCGACGUAUUACACCGUUGUGGCUACAGGCAAAUGGAGAAGCUGAACGAUUCAUGAGAACACUAAAUAAGACAAUCCGAGUGUCUAACAUCGAAGGUCGAAAUUGGAAGCGCGAUUUAGUUCGAUUUCUUCGUCGAUAUCGAGCGACGCCGCACUCGAGCAUUGGGGUGUCACCAGCAGAAGCCCUUAACAACCGAAAGAUGAAGAUACAACUACCAGAAACUAACCUUCAGGGAGACAGGGAAGCUCGAGAUAUUCGUGCAGUCGAUAAGCGGAGGAAGGACAAGAUGAAGUCCUAUGCUGACUACUAA